AGACACUUGACAGUUGACAUGAGGAGAGCCUCGAGGUCACUAAUCGCUGGGCAAUGCAAAAUAAAAAUUGCGUCAUCAUAUAAAUUUCACAACAAAUAUUUUAUAAGGAAAAGUUAACACUAAGCUUGGCUUAAUUACCAGAGUCCAGAACAGAACUUACUCUAAGGUAGAUUACAAUCAUUGGUGGCUGGUGCGAAUAACUGUUGUCGGUAACUUACCUUCAAACUAUAACAAGAGAUUUUAGGAAAAGAUUUAAGUGAAGUGCAUUUGAUUUAUUUUGAUGAUAUUACAAGAUAUCAACAAUAUGCCUCCUGUGAAACGCGGGAAACGAGGCGUCAGCGAUGCAGACGAUGAGGAUGACGAUUAUAGAAAAAAGAGAGAUAGAAAUAAUGAGGCAGUGAAGAAAAGUAGAUUCAAAUCAAAACAGAGAACACAAGAGACAUUCACUAGAGUUAAUAAAUUAAAAGCAGAAAACCAAAUGCUGGAGGAAAAAGUUAAAACUCUGUCAAAAGAUUUGCAAUUCUUGAAGGAUUUGUUUAUGGAGUAUGCGUCUAAUGCAAAGGACCCCAAGUUUGCGGGAAUUGACCUACAGAAGUUAUUAGAAGACGUACCAGAUGACAAAAGUACAGGUAGCACAAGUAAAUCAUAGACAAUAGAACAGCAAUGUUAAAUCAGGUGUAGACUCUCUUCGUUUUUAAAUGUAGUGCAAAUUACGACAUUUGUAACAGACAUGGAAAAUGAAUUAUUAUCAUAACAAUGUACACCAAAAAUUAUGUUGUCAUACAAUUUCCUAUUUCCUGUAGGCUCAAAUAUAUUAUGAAAUGUGAUAAACUAAUGCGAUAAAGAAAAGUAAUAAAAAAGCAUACUUAUCCAUGUAAAUUUAUGAAACUGAACAAUAUUUAAGGAAUAUUAUUUAUGGGUGUACUUUAUGACACUAUGUCAUAAUUAACUGCUUUAGGUCAUUGUAUAAAUCUAGACAUAGAAACAAGUAAAGAAAUAAUCAAAUAAAGAUAUGUAAUAUACUUACUAAAACUUUCUUCAGAAAAGGAAUGAUGCCUCCAAGUAUGAAGAAGCUUUUUUUCUGUAUAAUGUAUUUGAACAAUUUGUUAAAAUUUACUUUAUCUUCUGGAUUAUAAAUUUGAAUUUCUUAAAUGUAAAUAUUUCAUUAAAGAGUAUGUGAAUGACUUGCCUGCUCAAAGUAUAUAAAUAUAAUAUAUUAUUUGUUGUGUUCUCUUCCCUUCAUAUUCAUUGUAUAUUAUAAAGCUAGUGCAAAUGUGAAAGCAAUUAUCAUUUAAUAAUCUCUUAAAAGAAAAUUGAAUUAUGACAGCUGCUCAAUAAAUAUAUGAUCAAAUAAUCAUCAGAUCUUUAAUAUAAAUUGUGCAAUGGAUAAUAGUGUUAGUAUGAGAAUAAUGAUAAACUUUGACCUAUUUGUUUAUUUUCUUUUAUUUAUAUGUGUUAUUACGUGAAAAUAUAAUAAUUCAAUAAUGAUGUGAAAAUUUUAUACAUAAUGAUGUUAUUUGUCAAUGCAUUUAAGGAAAUUAAUAUUUUUUUAUAACUUUAUCAUAAGUGACUGUUGUAUAGUUAUUAGAUGAAUUAUUUUACGAUUAUUAUUGUACAGAAAUAAAUGAUUUCAAAUUA
Zerene cesonia (dogface butterfly) is the source of this 1638-nucleotide messenger RNA. RefSeq names its product CCAAT/enhancer-binding protein gamma-like (gene Irbp18). Gene Ontology annotation, biological process: DNA-templated transcription; regulation of transcription by RNA polymerase II. Lineage: Eukaryota; Metazoa; Arthropoda; Insecta; Lepidoptera; Pieridae. The transcript has 2 exons. Gene Ontology annotation, molecular function: RNA polymerase II cis-regulatory region sequence-specific DNA binding; DNA-binding transcription factor activity, RNA polymerase II-specific. The record is from RefSeq and is a predicted model, not a curated record. Bases 281 to 649 code for a protein of 122 amino acids.